GUGUGGACAGGAGAGGGGUGGGAGGAGCAGAAGUGGGUGGAGGUGUGGUGGAGAGAGUGUUUGUGCGUUCCUGCACGGGGCGGGCUGAGUCGCACAAGUGGAACCCAGAGAGAAGGAGGACUAAGGCUUCUCAACAGACAGGCAGCGAAUCAAACAAUCAACAUGUUGGUCCUUCUAGCCCUCAUUUUCCUCCUACACGUCGCCGGCAUUAUCCUGCUGCUGGUCGCCACCAUCGACAAUGUAAGUACUCGACAUCACAUUCGUUGCCUCCCCACAUCCUGUUUCCUCCAAGCGUAUCACCCACACACACUGAGAGAUGUUGAACUAGAACUGCUGCUAUUGGCUCCUCGGAUGAUCUUCAGCUCUAUCUCUCUGAGUGUGUCUGUGUGUGUAUUGGUGUAUGUGUCUGUUUGUGUGUAUUGGGGUAUGUGUCUGGGUGUGUGUAUUGGUGCAUGUCUCUGUGUCUGUGUGUAUUGGUGUAUGUGUCUGUGUGUAUUGGUGUAUGUGUGUGUUUGGUGGAGUUUUCUAUUCUUUUUUUGCUGUCGUACGUGUCUGUCUCUUUAUCUACCUCCAUUUAUCUUCCUAUCUGUCUCUCUCUCUCUCUCACACCCACUUACACACACACACACUCACACACACACACACACACACAACACACAACACAACCACUUCUCACCAACAACCUUUCCCCUCCCUCGGCCUCCACCCCCAGGCCUGUGCAUCAUGAUCGCGGCCUCCAUCUACACGGACAUCUUCCACAAGCAGGAGACGAACGGCUGGUACGGCCACAGCUUCAUCCUGGCCUGGAUCUCCUUCGCCUUCACCUUCAUCUCCUGCGUCAUCUACUUCGUCCUCCGCAAGAAAACGGCGUGAGGAAGAGGACGAUGAAGAAGAAGGGCGAGCGAGGCCGUGCCAGGAGUGAGCAUCCUCGGCUGUGAUCUUUAUUUGUAUUUUUUUCGUACUGGCGAGUUUCUUGGUUUUUCUCGUAUGGUGUUUACGUUUUUGUAUUGUAAGGCCUUGAACUUUGUUGAUUAUCGAUAUAGCCCUCGACAUUCCUAUUUCUUGCGUCGCGAUGACUCCAAUGUACCGUGUUCCCACUCCACUAACACCUCAGACAAAGCCAAGGAUAACAUACACUUUAUGAAUAGUUGUGUUCGCAUAUUGAAUCAAGCAUCACCUCGUAAUAUGAUGAUGUUGUGUUACUAAACAGUACUGUUCUGUAUUGUUCAUAUUUCGUUAUUCAAUUGGAAUGGGACUUGUGGGAGAGAGUUUGCACUUAAGAUACCGCCCCCUUUGCCCUCUCUUUCAAAACAGGCCACAGCAUGGUCAUAAUUGCAGGCGCCGACUUAAAACAUUGAGCCUUAGCUAGAUGAAUUUCUCCGUUAGACACAUAAUAAUAUUAGCGUACAGAGAGAAACGCCCAGAAUCAGAUGGAUUGUGACCUCAUCAGAACGCAGCAGAGCGGAUCCUAUUUCCUCAUUACUCCAAAUGACUUAGAGCUCCUGUAGGGUGUGCUGAACGGAGCCGUGUCUUCACCGGCCACUCGGGGCAGCAUCUGCAUUUCAAAACCCAGACAGACAAGCAGACAGGCAGACAGACAGACAGACAGACAGACAGACAGGCAGGCAGGCAGGCAGGCAGGCAGGCAGGCAGACGUGCCACUAAGAUAAAUCACCCCAGGGAUGUGUCUCACGGUUGGUAUGGGACGAGGUCAUUCGAAUCAAGUGUACCUUAAGUAUGACCUGUUUUUGUGAACAGUCCAUGUCAGCGAGAUAGAAGACAAACAGACAGACAGACAGCAUGACCGACGGACAGAGAUCAUGAAUCUCUGUCCGUCGGCUACAAUGUUCCCUUUUACUGCACGUUCAAAUACAUGUGUAAAGAACAUGUUUGGUUACCUGUAUGUCAUGUAUGUCUGAUGUAAGUUUAUUUUUGUUACUUUGUUGAUUAUUAUUAUUAUCAUUAUGAUAUUGUUAAUGAUUUAUAUUAAAACUAAAUUGAAAUAUU
Messenger RNA from Osmerus eperlanus (European smelt), 2007 nucleotides. RefSeq lists its product as uncharacterized. The transcript has 4 exons. Bases 163 to 873 code for a protein of 236 amino acids. Lineage: Eukaryota; Metazoa; Chordata; Actinopteri; Osmeriformes; Osmeridae. The record is from RefSeq and is a predicted model, not a curated record. Gene Ontology annotation, cellular component: membrane.